Eremothecium sinecaudum is the source of this 534-nucleotide messenger RNA. It is a transcript of the gene RPL6A, whose product is annotated as 60S ribosomal protein eL6. The coding region runs from base 1 to 534 and encodes 177 amino acids. The record is from RefSeq and is a predicted model, not a curated record. NCBI's taxonomy places the organism in Eukaryota, Fungi, Ascomycota, Saccharomycetes, Saccharomycetales, Saccharomycetaceae. The transcript has 2 exons. Gene Ontology annotation, molecular function: RNA binding; structural constituent of ribosome. Gene Ontology annotation, biological process: ribosomal large subunit assembly; cytoplasmic translation. Gene Ontology annotation, cellular component: ribosome; cytosolic large ribosomal subunit.
AUGAGUGCCCAAUCAGCUCCAAAGUGGUAUCCAUCCGAAGACGUCUCUGCUCCAAAGCAAUCUAGAAAGACUGCCAGACCACAAAAGUUGCGUGCUUCAUUGGUCCCAGGUACCGUUUUGAUCUUGUUGGCUGGUCGUUUCAGAGGUAAGAGAGUUGUCUACUUGAAGCAAUUGGAAGACAACACCCUAUUGGUUACUGGUCCAUUCAAGGCUAAUGGUGUUCCAUUGAGAAGAGUUAACUCUAGAUACGUUAUCGCUACCUCCACCAGAAUCUCUUUGGAAGGUGUUAACGUUGAAAAGUUCAACGUUGGUUACUUCGCUAGAGAAAAGGUUACCAGAAAGCAAAAGGCUGAAGCUGACUUCUUCAGUGAAGAUCAACCAAAGAAGGAAGUUAAGGCUGAACGUAUUGAAGACCAAAACGCUGUCGACAAGGCUUUGUUGGCUCAAAUUAAGAAGACCCCAUUGUUGAAGCAAUACUUGGCUGCUUCUUUCUCCUUGAAGAACGGUGAAAAGCCACACUUGUUGAAGUUUUAA